UACUUCAAUUUUUUAUUUUUUUAAACCUACUGCCCAGUGCUCAGUGCUCACAGAAUAUAAUUUUUUUUUAAGUAUUUUGAAAAAUUAUUAGUUAAAAUAUUUGAACGUAGUGAAAAGUUAAAACACCAAACAAUAUUUCCAUAUCUAUGCAUUAAAAUUCAGCUGUUCUUUGGUAAAAUUAAAGCUUCAUAGAUCUAAAAUUUCAAUUUUUUUAAGGAAACAAUGUCGUUUCUAAGUAAAUGCUUAAGAUUUAGCAUUCCGCUUAAAAACAGAAUCCAAAGUGUACCUAAUUGGGCUACUGCUAAGUACAGCGUAUAUCCUCCACAUUACGGAAACCCUAUUUACAAGAAAGAAGAACUAAAUAAAUUGUAUGAGAAUGGAGAGAUUGAAAAAUUAAAGUUAAUUCCAGUUAAAGCAGCCAAAAGUAAUGAAUCUUGUUCGGAGUUUCAUGAUCCUGUUGUUGCAAAAUUUAUUAACUAUAUGAUGCACAAGGGACAAAAAAAAUUAGCUAGACAAGUCCUUGAAAAAACAUUUGAAAAAAUAAAAAGAAUACAGCUAGAAAAAUAUAAUAGAGAAACGGAUAUUGAGAAAAAAUAUCAAAUAACCAUUGAUCCUGUUAUAAUAUUGAAGAAGGCAAUUGCUAAUUGUAAACCAUUACUAAAAUUGACUCCAGUAAAACGAGGAGGUUCAUAUUACCAGGUUCCAGUACCAAUAACGGAUAAAGAGUCGACCUUUUUUGCCAUGAGGUGGUUUGUACAUUGUGGACGAGAAAAAGAUAAGAGUAUAAGUUUUGCCGAUUUUAUGGCUACCGAAUUUAUCAAUGCUUCAAAUAACGAAGGACGCGUGUGGAAGAAAAAAUUAGAUUUGCAUAAACAAUGUGAAGCCAACAGAGCGUAUGCACACUACCGUUGGAGUUAAUUAGCCUACAAUAACUGUAAAAAUAAAUUUAAUCUAUUAAAUAAAUGAUUUCGUCAGUAAUAUAAUAAUAA
This is a messenger RNA of Adelges cooleyi (spruce gall adelgid), 989 nucleotides long. It is a transcript of the gene mRpS7, whose product is annotated as 28S ribosomal protein S7, mitochondrial. Gene Ontology annotation, biological process: ribosomal small subunit assembly; translation. The record is from RefSeq and is a predicted model, not a curated record. Gene Ontology annotation, cellular component: ribosome. Gene Ontology annotation, molecular function: rRNA binding; mRNA binding; structural constituent of ribosome. The transcript has 7 exons. Lineage: Eukaryota; Metazoa; Arthropoda; Insecta; Hemiptera; Adelgidae. The coding region runs from base 223 to 918 and encodes 231 amino acids.